This is a messenger RNA of Oncorhynchus keta (chum salmon), 6631 nucleotides long. Its product is annotated as 1-phosphatidylinositol 4,5-bisphosphate phosphodiesterase beta-2-like. The record is from RefSeq and is a predicted model, not a curated record. Lineage: Eukaryota; Metazoa; Chordata; Actinopteri; Salmoniformes; Salmonidae. Bases 107 to 3991 code for a protein of 1294 amino acids. Gene Ontology annotation, molecular function: phosphatidylinositol-4,5-bisphosphate phospholipase C activity; calcium ion binding. Gene Ontology annotation, biological process: lipid catabolic process; phosphatidylinositol-mediated signaling. The transcript is spliced from 32 exons.
UGAGAGUAGAGGUAGGGUUGAUCAGUCACUGGUCAGCUCCAUGGUGUAGAGGGGUCACCUCCACCAGUCACACAACAGGAGAGAAGACAAUAGAGGGACCAACACAAUGGACAAGAGACGGUAUACCCUGGAGCCACCAGAGGUCAAACUCUACUUGGUCAAAGGAGACAGGUUUACCAAAUGGUCAGAGGAGUCAACCAAGACUGUGCCUGUCACCAUGAAAAUGGACCCUAAGGGCUACUACCUCUACUGGACUAACCAAAGCAAGGAGACAGAGUUCCUGGAUGUUGCAAACAUCAGAGAUACCAGAUCAGGAAAAUAUGCAAAACUUCCUAAACACCCUAAAGUCAGGAAUGUGUUCAACCUGGAUUUUCCAAACAGCGACCAUCUAGUCAAAACCCUGACUGUUGUCACAGGCCCAGACAUGGUGAAUUUGACUUACCACAAUUUCUUUGCUUACAAGGAGAAAGUGACACAGAACUGGGCUGCUGAUAUCCUGUCCAUUGCUUACAACCCAUCGAGGAACAACGCAUGCAGACAAGUCUUCAUGGAGAAAAUGUAUGUCCGCAUCUCCCUUCAGACCAAUAAGGAUGGCAAGAUCCCUGUCAAAAAUAUUUACAAGAUGUUUCCAGCUGAUAAGAAGAGGGUGGAGGGAGCUCUAGCUUCAGCACACCUCCCCAAAGGAAAGGGUGACACUAUGAAGCCGGACGUCUUCACUGAAGCUGCUUUCAAGCUCUUCCUGAUGAGUCUUUGUCCCCGGCCUGAGAUCUAUGAGAUCUUCACAUCCUACUCUGCCAAGGCUAAGCCCUACAUGACCAAGGAGAGCCUGGCCAAGUUUGUCAACGAAAAGCAGCGUGACUCCCGCCUCAAUGAGGAGCUAUUCCCCCGCUUCAGACCUGACCAGGUGAAGGCCCUUAUCGAGAAGUACGAACCCUGCUCCUCCAAUUCCAACAGAGGUCAGAUUUCUCCGGAAGGUCUGCUGUUCUACUUGAUGGGGCCUGAGACAUCUGUGGUCAUACUGGACAAGCUGGCCAAGUGUCAGGACAUGAGCCAACCUUUGCCCCACUACCUCAUCAAGUCUUCCCAUAACACAUACCUGACGGCCGGUCAGUUUUCCGGCGUGUCGUCUCCAGAGAUGUACCGCCAGUGUCUGCUGGCCGGCUGCCGCUGCCUGGAGCUGGAUUGCUGGAAGGGAAAACCACCGGAUGAGGAGCCUAUUAUCACCCACGGCUUCACCAUGACAACUGAGAUUCUGUUCAAGGAUGUGAUUGAGGCCAUCGCGGAAAGCGCCUUCAAGACGUCACAGUACCCCGUCAUCCUCUCCUUUGAGAACCAUGUGGACUCGGUGAAGCAGCAGGAGAAAAUGGCUAACUACUGUAAGACCAUAUUUGGAGAUAUGCUGCUAAUGGAUCCUCUGGACAAGUACCCUAUGAAGCCAGGUCUGCAGAUCCCCAGCCCAGCAGAGCUCAUGGGGAAGAUCCUGAUCAAGAACAAGAAGGGCAGCCAUGGGAAGCCCAGCCAGGCCUGCCCCAAGAAGACAGAAGAGUCAGAGCAGCCCAUAGUCACAGCUAGCGCUGGCCAGGAGCCCAACCAGACAGGCCCUACUAACCCUGAGGACCAGUGUGUGACUGAAGGGGAGGAGGUGACCAUGACCGGGGAGGAGGUGACCAUGACUGAUGACCAUGAAGAACAGCAGGAGGAUGAAGACCAGGAUGAGGAGAAGAUGAAGAACUCGGACGAGGGUACAGCGGGACAGGAAGUGACAGCGUAUGAGGAGAUGUCUGCCAUUGUCAACUACAUCCAACCCACCAAAUUCAUCUCCUUUGAUAACUCCCGAAAGAAAAACAAGAGCUACCUCAUCUCAUCUUUUGUAGAGACCAAAGGGGAAAGUAUGAUCUCCAAGACUGCAGUGGAGUUUGUGGAAUACAACAAGAGGCAGAUGAGUAGGAUUUACCCUAAAGGAACCAGAAUGGACUCUUCCAACUACAGCCCUCAGCCCUUCUGGAACGCUGGCUGCCAGAUGGUGGCGCUCAACUACCAAACUAUGGAUUUCCCAAUGCAGCACAACAUGUCUCUAUUUGAAUUCAACGGGAGGACAGGCUACCUCCUCAAGCAUGACCUCCUCCGCCGUAGUGACAAGAAGUUUGACCCCUAUUGUGAAAGGAUCGACACCAUUGUGGCCAACACACUGACCAUCAAGAUAUACUCAGGCCAGUUCCUGUCAGACAAGAGUGUGAAGACAGGCGUAGAGGUGGAGAUCAUUGGGUUGCCAGGAGACCCCAAGAAGAAGUACCGGACCAGGUGGUCAACCACACCGAACGCCAUUAACCCAGUUUGGAAUGAAGAACCCUUUGUUUUUGAGAAGAUCCUGCUGCCUGACAUGGCCUCUCUCAGGGUCGUGGUUCACGAGGAGGGAGGGAAGUUUCUGGGCCACAGGAUCAUCCCCAUCGAGGCCCUUCAGUCAGGCUUCCAGCACAUCUGUCUGCGCAGUGAGAGCAACAUGCCGCUCACUCUGCCAGCUCUCUUUGUGUACAUCGAGGUCAAGGACUACAUCCCUGCUGCUUUUGCAGAUUUCACAGAUGCCUUAUUCAACCCAACAAAAAAUUCUGAGAAGACAACAAAGACGACAGAGUCAUCUGCAGACUACAUCUCCCCAUACGAGAUGCCCCUUGUUAACGUAAUACCGACUGUUGGAGAGAAGGCUACAUAUACAAAAAGAGAGCCUGAGACUAAAGCUCCCUCUCCAGUGGAGGAAGCUGAUUCUACCCCUGGUACCCAGGAUACUCCGCCUACUCCUGAAGAGGCCCCUCCAGAGCCUGAACCCAACAUGGACUCACCGUCUCCCGCAAACACCAUCAGUGUGGAGGCUGAACAAGUUCCAAUCAUUCAGCCAUCUGUUGUUGGCCCCAUUCAGAGUGUAGAGCACGUUACAGAGCCUGAGGCCCUCCCAAACACCCCUGAUGUGGACCCAGAGGCUGCCCUAGCCACAGAGUUGACCCCUGACCCUAAGGUUGACUCUACUACCUGUACAGACCCCAACAGUAACGUCGACCCCACCCCAAAUGUUGACUCCACCUUAGAUGUUAACUCCAAUGUCGUCCCUACCCCUGAUCCAGAUGUUGAGUCCACUCCUGUUGCCGACCCUGCUAUAGCUCCUGUCCCUCCAUCUGAGCCCAGCUCAUCCGAUCCUGCACCUGAGGACUCCACUCCUCCAGAUGACAAUGAAGAGCCAGCCACAGUUCCAUGUGAGGAGCUACUACAGCACAAGAGUUUCCUGAAGGUCACCAAGAGACAGGAGAAAGACAUGAAGGAGCUUGAGAAGAAGUUCCAGAAGAAAGGGGAGGAGUUGAUCCAGAAAUACAGCGACACCUUCAAAGCCCUCAAGAAGAAGAACUCCAUGAAGAAAAAAGAGAUAGGGGGUGAAACGGCAGAGCCCGGCCCCAGGGUGGAGAGGGUGAUGGAGCAGAAGGAGAGGCUGCAGGUGGAGCUCAAAGCUCUGUGGGUGGAGCAGUGUGAUCAGCUGAAGAAGAGGAAGGAGCAGCAUGCCACUGAGCGAUUAGCCAAACUGUUGGAGAUGGCCACAGAGAGACACAUCAGUGAACUCAACACUCUGGCGAGUGAAUCGAAGGAGGCAAAGAAGAAAGGGAUGUCAAAGCGCUCAGGUUCAGACAAGGCAAGGCUGAAAAGGGCAAUGAGCGUGGACCUGGCUGAGGAGUCUGCAAAGACUGAUACAGUGUCCACAGACAGCAGUCCUCAGCAGGAUGCUCUCGUGAAGAGACAAACGGCCACACUGGAUGAGAUCAAAGGCAUGGCCAAUCAGCUCAAUCAGGAGGCCCUGGCGGAGUAUGAGAAGAAGAUUAGGUCACUUCCUGUCGAUCUGCGGGAGGCUGUGAACGUGUGUGUGGGGGCCCACUUCCCUGAGCAGAUAGACCAGGCUGGGGAGAAGCAGCAGGAUGGGGUGUGCUUCUAUGGAAAUGUCUUCCUGGGGUAGACGUGCUCCUGGACCUUUCUCCUUUCCUCUGUAUGUGGUCGAUAUCUGAGAACAUCAGGUGUGACAUGUUAGAGGUGUUGAUACUACAGUAUGGGAUACAAAUUGGAAAGUUAUCAAUGAGUUGUAAUGAUAAUGAUUCAUCAAUGAGUCAAUAUAGAGAUCAGUACACAUUUGGGAUAUUAGGAACACAUGCCUCUCUACCUCCUACUUAAGUCAUAUGGUCACAGCCUCAAGUGGUUCUCUUUCUGGCUUAACCUUUUACUGCAGUGGGCUAAAUUAGGGUCAUAGUGUUUCUUGGUUCUCUUCAACAAAUCUACUUUGAAACUUAAGGAUGCACCACCUCACACACAUGAUUAUGGGCUUUAAAAAAAGAAGACACCUGUACCAUGUCAGAGAUGUAUUACAUUUUGAGUUUGCAUCCGAAUAUUACACUUUAUAUACAUCACAGAAGACUGAAGUAUAACAAAACCGUUUGACAUAGCAACUGUUUUUUUCUGCGUUGAAAUUAUGUUCAUGUUUAUUAAUUAUGAAAUUAUGAAAAAUAUGAACAACAUUCCACCCAUGAGGUCACUAGAGGGGGAUUUCGUCAUUUGACUACAGGAAAGAGACAAUUAGAUUGAUGAAUUAGGUAUAAUGUGGAGAGAAGUGACUUUCUCUCAGUCUACUUGAAUCGAGUGGAUAAGUCAGUCUGUCACAGUUCAAUUGGACUGGGCUUUAUUAAUUUGAUACUCCCCCACACAUUUCAGAGAUUGGCUUUAUGUACAUGGGAGCACAAAAUCAAUUUUGUGUUUGUAAUUUGCUGAUAAACUUUAAAUAAAGGAAAGGUAGAAGUUUAAACUGUUAUCAGAACAGAGGAGUAGGCCAUGAUGCUGGCUUUGUGUCAGUUAUAUUCUAGAUAGACUUACUCUCACUAUGGGAGACUAUCUUUACCAGCGUCUGUGUGGUUGGUAGCAGUGAUGUUAUCUAUUUAUGUGUUUAUUAAAUUACAAUUUCGUACUUAAUUAUGUCACUAAAGGAACUUUAUCUGCAUUAUGGAUUACAGUGCUUUCGGGAAGUAUUCAGACCCCUUGACUUUUUCCACAUUUUGUUAGGUUACAGCCUUUUUCCCCAGCCAAUCUACACAUAUUGGCAAAGCAAAAACAGUUUUUUAUACAUUUUUGCUCAUUUAUUAAAAAUAUGAUAUUUACAUAAGUAUUCAGACCCUUUACUCAGUACUUUGAUGAAGCACCUUUAGCAGCGAUUACAGCUUCGAGUCUUCUUGGGUAUGACGCUAUGAGCUUGGCACACCUGUUUUGGGGAGUUUCUCACAUUCUUCUCUGCAGAUCCUCUCAAGUUCUGUCAGGUUGGAUGGAGAGCAUCGCUGCGCAGCUAUUUUCAGGUCUCUCCAGAAAUGUUCGAUCAGGUUUAAGUCCAGGCUCUGGCUGGGCCUCUUAAGGACAUUCAGAGACUUGUCCCGAAGCCACUCCUGCGUUGUCUUGGCUGUGUGAUUACAGUAGGUCGUUGUCCUGUUGGUAGGUGAACCUUCGCCCCAGUCUGAGGUCCUGAGAACUCUGGAGCAGGUUUUCAUCUGUAUUUUUUUCUGUUAAUCUUUGCCUCGAUCUUGACUAGUCUCCCAGUCCCUGCCGCUGAAAAACAUCUCUACAGCAUGAUUCUGCCAGCCCCAUGCUUCACUGUAGGGAUGGUGCGAGGUUUCCUCCAGACUUGAUACUUAGCAUUCAGGCCAAUGAGUUCAACCUUAGUUUCAUCAGACCAGAGAAUCUUGUUUCUCUUGGUCUGAGAGUCUGUAGGUGCCUUUUGGCAAACUCCAAGCGGGCUGUCAUGGCCUUUUAUUUAGGAGUGGCUUCCAUCUGGCCACUCUACCAUAAAGGCUUCAUUGGUGGAGUGCUGCAGAGAUAGUUGUCCUUCUGGAAGGUUCUCCCAUCUCCACAGAGGAACUCUGGAGCUCUGUCAGGGUGACCAUCGGGUUCUUGGUCACCUCCCUGACCAAGGCACUUCUCCCCCGAUUGCUUAGUUUGGCCGGGUGGCCAGCUCUAGGAAGAGUCUUGGUGGUUCCAAACUUCUUCCAUUUAAGAAUGACUGAGGCCACUGUGUUCUUGGGGACUUUCAAUGCUGCAGAAAUCUUUUGGUACCCUUCCCCUGAUCUGUGCCUCGAAACACAAUCCUGUCUCGGCACACUACGCACAAUUCCUUUGACCUCAUGGCUUGGUUUUUGCUCUGACAUGCACUGUCAACGGUGGGACCUUAUAUAGACAGGUGUGUGAUUUUCAUGUCCAAUAAAUUGAAUUUACCACAGGUGGACUCCAAUCAAGUUGUAGAAACAUCUCAAAGAUGAUCAAUGGAAACAGGUUGCACCUGAGCUCAGUUUCAAGUCUCUUAGCAAAGGGUCUGAAUACUUAUGUAAAUAAUGUAUUUCUGUUUUUAAGGUUUAAUAUACUUCACUUUUUCAUUAUGGGGUAUUGUGUGAAGAUUGCGGAGGAUUUUUUCCCAUUUAAUCCAUGUUAGAAUAAGGCUGUAACGUACCAAAAUGUGUAAAAAGUCAAGGGGUCUGAAUACUUUCCAAAGGCACUGUAUUUACUGCAUGUUUAUAUAAGACAGUUGUUUUCAGAGUUUAUGGUUAUAUAUAUACCUUCUGAUAAUAAA